This is a messenger RNA of Lingula anatina, 1800 nucleotides long. RefSeq lists its product as uncharacterized. Gene Ontology annotation, biological process: cell-matrix adhesion. The record is from RefSeq and is a predicted model, not a curated record. NCBI's taxonomy places the organism in Eukaryota, Metazoa, Brachiopoda, Lingulata, Lingulida, Lingulidae. Gene Ontology annotation, molecular function: calcium ion binding.
AUGUCUGACCAGAAUGCUGGACGAGGCGUAUACUACAAGGAAUACAGCAUAGAUACUGCUGCUGACCAGUCAGCCCUGGAGAAGAUCAGUGACCUGGUCAACAAGAAGGGGGUGGGCUAUGCUUUCCAGGCCCAGUACAUGUUGGUUAUCACGUGGUACAAUAUGCAACACAAAGUCAACCAACUACAGACUGUGUCUAUUCAGGCAGUGUUGGUGACUGACUAUGUGAACAGUGCAGUGGUGUACACCUAUGCUGACAGGGACAUGAACUGGAGACUGACUCUGGACCCAGCUAACAAGCCAAACUAUCCUGUCAGGGUUGGCUACCUUGUCAGAGGCAAUGCACAGAGACAGGAAGAAUAUGCCUACUCCUAUGCAACCAUCGGUGAUCAGAGUCGCAUGGAACUGAUUGAUGCAGAGAAUGCCACGGGGACUGGAGAUGGUGUCUUUGUCUAUGUCCUCAGCAGCAACAACCAGGGGAGUUUUAUAAACCCUGGUGUGGCUUGCAGUGAUUGGAUAAAGGCUGAUGAUUUGUAUGAUGCGCAAAAUUCACCCAUUGCUGCAGGUAAACCAGGCAGGUGCCCAGGAGGCCUUAACCAACUCACUCAGAGCUGGUCAGCCAACCCUACACAAGUCAUAGAUCAACUGGUGGUCCAGUGUUACCAACUGGCAUUUCCUGAAGGUUCGGGCAUUGUCUCGGAGACCCCCAACUGCUGUUACUACACCAACACCUCAGCCAAUGGAGCUCUGGCCAUGGCGCUGGUGUCGGAUUGGAAAUUUAUGAACGGAGGGAAUAUCUAUCGCAGGUUUAAUCCAAGUACUUCCCAAGGUCAGGCUGAGGCAGCGGCGUUCACCCAGUGUUGUAUUAGCAGUACUGUGCAUUGCAGUGAUUUCCUCCUGAAGAGACCCAUGUCUGAUUCUUCUAGUUUUGUGCCUCCUGGUCAAGCUCUCUCUGCAGGGGACCCCCAUGUGACCACCCUGGAUGGUCUCAGCUUCUCAUUCAAUGGCUACGGAGAGUACACCGUGGUCACCGGAAACCAUUUCACCCUGCAGGGCCGCACCGCCCUAGCAGUGACAGACACGCCCCCUGCCCGAGCCACCGUGUUCAACUCGUUUGCUGCGAAACAGGUGGUGCCAGGGGGCACUGAUAGUGAUGUGGUGGAGCUCAGGCUGAAUUCUACCACUGGGAGUGAUAUUGAUGUCCUAGUCAAUGGAGUUAUCCAGAAUGUAGACUUCAGCAGCACUCAGCUCUAUAACAAAGUCAGUGUCACCAAGAAUGGCGUAGAAUACUCCAUGGUUUUCUCGUCUCAGGUUGAGGUGAAGACUUCAGCCAGUUUCAACAUGACCACCAUCUCUGUAGCUGCUCCUGCUAGCUGGAAGGGAACUCUUUCAGGUUUACUUGGUAACUUUAAUGACAACCCUGCUGAUGAUAUCAAGUUUUCCAAUGGCACACAGCUGCCGUCCAACUCAACUGAAGAAGAACUUUACUACUGGGGACAAACUUGGGCAAUUGAUCCUGCCCAGUCCCUGUUUACUUAUGAAAAUGGCGUGACAGCGCAGACUUAUGGAAAUGACAGCUUCACUCCACUGUUUUUCAACUUGGACACCAUGUUUGCAGACAAUGCAACUAAGUGGUCUGCCAUCAGUGCAUGUGGUGGUAUGGCCAACCUGAACAGAGAAUGUGUGUACGACAUCGCCCUGACUGGAAAUGAAGCUGCUGGUGUUGCCACGGCAAGCUCUCAGACGCAGUUUGCAGAGGAGAAGGCUGCUGUAGGUGAGUGGAGCAUUUUCAGAGGUUGA